Messenger RNA from Alternaria incomplexa, 1185 nucleotides. RefSeq lists its product as uncharacterized. The transcript has a single exon. Lineage: Eukaryota; Fungi; Ascomycota; Dothideomycetes; Pleosporales; Pleosporaceae. The record is from RefSeq and is a predicted model, not a curated record. Bases 1 to 1185 code for a protein of 394 amino acids.
AUGGGCGCGCAAUGCGUAACAGGCGCCGCCGGUCACCCUGGAAGACCGCCCAAGCAGCGUCAUGCCGUCGCCUCGCCCAGAGCCCAACGCCCGUCGACGUUGCGAGAUGUCAACCACGAAAACGCUCAUGCAACUGCGACAUCAAUGGUUCCCACGCCUACACAAGCGAAUGAUUCCGCCAUGCACCUCCCUUCGCCAAGAGACCCCACUGCUCAUGAGCCAUUACCAGAUUUCUGGGGUGCGACGGGCGACAUCUCCGCUUUCUUCGACUCUUAUCCCUCUUCGAUGGAUCAUAGUCCCAUGUCGGGGGCAGACAGCGUCUCCCUAGCGGAUCAGCUUGGCACUUCAUCGCAGUUUCAGGGACUUCCAGGUGCAAACGAUGAAUUCGACAUGAUGCUUCAUAUGGAAGGAGUUCCUAGCACGGGUCUUGAUUCGAAUACUGGCCCGCUACUUAGUUGUGGGGAGAUUUCCGACCCAACGCCACUACCGCAAUUCUCCACCGCCGCAAGCUCUCUAGUAAUGUUCCGAGAGGAGAUAGACCAGCGCAUCGCGACAAUUGACACAUACUACUCAAAUGCUUCCAAAGUUCAACAGCGUUGCAAGGAUGAGGCUGCGGGAAGAGAUGUCGAGAAUCCAGCAGCUUUACUCCUGACAUGCACCAAAGAGUUCACCGGGAUUAUCCAAAACCUCACACCAGCGAGGCAGCUACACAUGCAGACCGAACAUACACUAAACACGGAAACCCUACUCCUAAUUCUGUCUAGCUACCUUGCGUUGAUGAGGCUCUUCGACUCCCUAUUCCAGCGCAUCCACAAAUAUCUCUGCCAAGUGUCGCCAGAGUCGUACAAGACCAUCAAGGUCAAGUCGGUACUCCGCAUCGGCGGUGUCUCUGCGCUUCAAGACAUGCCCCUCAAGGCGUAUGCUAUAGGCAUUCUAGACGCAAUUCAGGGCCAGGUACAAACCCUAGAGUGUUGCAUGGGGAUUCCAGCAGAAUAUUGUCUCUCAGGCGAGGCAGUUGCCUCAUCCACCGCGGCCGCUUCGGGUAUCUUCUCCAGUGCGCAACGACUCCGGCUGUUUUGGACCGUUAUGGCACAGGAGGAUGUCAAGUCACUGCAUGGAAGCAGCUCGUACGUAGAGUCGAUACGAGCCAGUAUCAAGGAGUCAAUGACAUUUCUUGACGACUAG